AUGACUAAAGAUUCACCACAAAUACCAGUUCCAGAGAUGUUAUUUAAUUUACAUACCCCAUUCACAUUAAGUUGUCAAUUUUAUCGAGGGAUUGACAUAGCGCUAGAUGAUGUAAUAUCGGAUGAUAGUUGUAAUCAAUAUUUAACCCAACCAAAGCAUGCCGAAGAUGAUGAUGAUUAUUAUGGCUACUUCACACAUGAUAAUGUCUUAAAUUACGAGGAUCCAAAUAUUGAUCCAAAUGCCAUAGCAUUUGUAGCAGUAUCGAUAGAUGUAGAUGCAGCUAUUGCUAAGUCCGAAUCGCCACUAGUAAUAAUUAUUGAUGCUGAAAAAAAUCCUCUAAAGCUCUCAAACGGUGAACUCAAUGGCUCAGCUAUUGAUAAUUUGCCUAACAAUAUUAGAGAAUGUAUCACAAAUAAUAUGUACUAUGUGCCUAAAGGACAGAUGGCACGUUUAAGCUUUAAUAGGCAACUAAGGAGGAUACUCCAUAAAGAUUACAAAGCUAAUCUUGGAAUUUCUCCAACAUAUGAAGAAAAACCUUACAUUUUGUCAAAUCUACAGACUGAACCUAUUGAACCAGAUACCUUAAUCGCAGGAGUCUUUAGUAGUAAAAUUCUUUUGAAUGUACAAUAUUUCUUCGUUAAAGUAGAGACUGAACAAAAAACACGAACUGUAUUCAGCAUAGUUGGUCUCGUGGGCGGUGCUUACGGAACAAACGUUAUUCGCCCUUGGGGUUGUGUGCAAUAUAGUUGUGGAUUACGUGACAGAACGCAUAAUAAACUUCGAAAAGAACUUCCGGUAAUCCCACUAGUUAACGAUCUUGAAAUAUCAAAUACUUCACGAGAAAUUUCUCGUGAAGAACAUAUAGCAUUACAACGUCGUGUUCAUUCCUUAGAAGUUUUCUUGAGAGAGUAUGUAGUAGACGUAAAAUACUUGAAAGGAUUGAAAGCAGAUGAUGUGAUAAAGGAAGUGGAAGGAAACGAUUUGCCUCCUGCCAAUUUUAAUUACAAUCAUUACAAUAACAGCAACAUCACUCCACCAUACGGUAUAACGACUUAUAACAUUCACAAGUAA
This is a messenger RNA of Funneliformis geosporum, 1071 nucleotides long. The record is from the annotation of a GenBank genome assembly. NCBI's taxonomy places the organism in Eukaryota, Fungi, Glomeromycota, Glomeromycetes, Glomerales, Glomeraceae.